AUGGAGAAAUAUGAAAAACUGGGCAAAAUCGGGGAGGGCUCCUACGGUGUGGUGUUCAAGUGCAAACACAGAGACACGGGCCAAUUAGUCGCCAUCAAGAAGUUUGUGGAGUCCGAGGACGACCCGGUCAUCAAGAAGAUCGCGCUGCGAGAAAUACGUAUGCUGAAGCAGCUGAAACAUGUGAACUUGGUCAACCUGCUGGAGGUGUUCAGGAGGAAAAGACGCCUCCACCUGGUGUUUGAGUUCUGUGAGCAAACGGUCCUCAACGAGCUGGACAAACACCCCCGAGGGGUACCUGAAGCUCAGCUGAAAAGUAUCGUGUGGCAAACUCUGCAGGCCGUGAACUUCUGCCACAAGCACAACUGCAUCCACCGGGACGUGAAGCCGGAGAACAUCCUCCUCACCAAAACCGGAGUCAUCAAGCUCUGUGACUUCGGCUUCGCCCGCAUCCUGAGACCCGAGGACGAUUACACUGACUACGUGGCGACCCGCUGGUACCGGGCCCCCGAGCUGCUGGUCGGGGACACUCAGUACGGGCCCCCCGUGGACGUGUGGGCUCUGGGCUGCGUCUUCGCCGAGCUGCUCAGCGGGAAUCCACUCUGGCCGGGGAAGUCUGACGUGGACCAGCUCUACCUCAUCCGGAGAUCUCUCGGUGACCUGAUCCCUCAUCACCAGCAGGUCUUCCGCUCAAAUGUUUUUUUCAGCGGCGUCAGUAUCCCCGAACCCGACACGAUGGAGCCCCUGGAGAAGCGUUUUCAGGGCGUGUCGCCUCACGCCCUCCAGGUUAUGAAGGCGUGCCUGGUGAUGGACCCGUCUCUGCGGCUGUCCUGUGCAGAGCUGCUGACGCUGCCGUACUUCCAGGACGAGUCGGGGGCCGGCUGGGGUCGUGAAGCCGAGCGCCCAGGGAGACGGCACGACAGAGGCUCCCGGCGCAGACAGGCGGGGGCUCAAUACCUGCCUCAGUUACCACACAGUAACGUCUCACCAGCACCAGAUGUCAAGAAACAAGUGAAGCAUAAAUGUCACCUGCCCAACAUUUGAAAAACCACCAAUCCCAUCUCCGACAGUGGGACUUGUGAAGUCAGUUUAAUACAGUGAAUACAUUGAAGAAACAUGUAGACGUCUUCUGUCGUUUGAAAAGUAUUUACAUUUGUUUAUCGAUAAGUCGACCGUGUUCUUUACACGCCGGACAUUAAUGAACUGAUGCCGGUAACGCAGGUACUGUGAUAUAACCAAAGAGUGCUCAGUCCAGUCAGCGCUGAAGGAAACGUGCACCAAACCACCUCCGUGAGCUGGUAUCAGUCACCAGUGUGCCAUCAUCUGUCAGAGCAGUUUUAUUAACAUCCCAUGCAACGUCAUUGUCAAACAGGUUCACACACCAGGAUAAAGGUAUAAUACCUCUUUUUGUAUAGUUCUGUUUCUUUUAUAUCGUACAAAUAUAAGAUAUAUGUCCCUCCUUAGUGUCCCUCCUUAGAUUCAUUAAACAUGUAAAUGUUGUAAUAUAAACCACAGUUCAGUAUAUAAUGAUGUGCCCUUGAUGUUUCACUUCUCGACUCGAUCAAGUCUUAAUUAAGGUUUCAUAAAAACCUGCCGUGUAAGCUGACGCUUGAAGUAAUUUGAUGGAGUCUCAGCCUUCCCCCCACCACCGUCUGACACGGACGUAGACUGUCCCGAUCAGCCACCAGACAGCGAAUGAUCCAGCACAGACAGGCUGACCCGACUUCGCUUGUAUCAAGUUACAGGUGGAACUCAUUUGCCUCCGUGCGAGGAACUGUAGACCAGCAGGUUGUACCGGAGGUACUGGGGACGGGUGUGGGGCUCGACGCCACUUCACCGGACACUACGAGCCAAAUACGCCAGUACACAGUUCAUGUUUUGUUUUCUUUUCAAGUGUGGGGGCGUGUGUGUGAAUCAUACAUGUAAAAAAUAAGAAUCUGUGGAAACGAUAUACAGUCAGGCAAAGAAAAAACACAUCAAACCAAGGUGAUUUUUACAGGGAGGUUGCCGUGAUCAAGCUCUUCAAGGAGCAACGGUGACGCGUCUGUACUCUGGUUUUAAAGUCUGUGCUGUGAGCAAGAAUAAGUGUAAUUCUGUGGAAUUGACACUGGGAAAAGAAAAUUAUUCCCCAAAUGAGUAGAUCAAGGUUGUAUAGAGUCAGAUUAAUAGUCCCAGAUUAAUAUUCCCUCUCCUGAUGUCAUCAUCCUGUAAACUGACCUUUUAGUGGAGCAGCGAUGCGUCCAACGUGCAAUCCUGAGAUGGAAGGUAUGGAAAAUGUUCAUAUUGUCACAAAAGGUUUGCUUGUUGUAGUUGUUGAGAUGAAAAGUAAGAAAAUUACAUAUAAAUGUGUGUUUCUACUUUCUUCUUAUUUUUUUUAAAUAUAUUUGAUGGAUGGUGUUGUUGGGGUGGGUUUA
This is a messenger RNA of Cololabis saira (Pacific saury), 2411 nucleotides long. Its product is annotated as cyclin-dependent kinase-like 4. Gene Ontology annotation, molecular function: ATP binding; cyclin-dependent protein serine/threonine kinase activity. The record is from RefSeq and is a predicted model, not a curated record. Gene Ontology annotation, biological process: protein phosphorylation. NCBI's taxonomy places the organism in Eukaryota, Metazoa, Chordata, Actinopteri, Beloniformes, Belonidae. Gene Ontology annotation, cellular component: nucleus. Bases 1 to 1041 code for a protein of 346 amino acids. The transcript is spliced from 9 exons.